This is a messenger RNA of Closterium sp. Naga37s-1, 837 nucleotides long. Lineage: Eukaryota; Viridiplantae; Streptophyta; Zygnematophyceae; Desmidiales; Closteriaceae. The record is from the annotation of a GenBank genome assembly.
AUGGCUACGGGCCCCGCCUCCCUACCCAUCGUGAACGAGCCGACGGUUCGACGCGGCCUCAUCCUAACCGCAGGCAAGAUCGAGGUGGAGGUGUUUGAAGACCAGUUGAAUGCGCUAAGCGAGGCGCCGAAGGCGGAGCUCGACCAGAUGAUGAUGAACGCGGGCGUUGUGUACGGCGACCUCGUGAUGCUCGGGAGAACGAGCCCUGGCCCGGGUUUGCUUCCGUCGUUCAUGGUCAAACUGUUUUGGAAAAGGAUGGACGCAGCGUCGGAGGGAGUAGGAGUGGGAGGGGGUGCCGAACACGAGGGAGGAGGCGAGGGGGCGCCACGCGUCAUGGUUGAGUACAGCUACGAGGAGGAGGAGAUCGAGGAGGAUAUAUCGAGGCAAGCUCAGCACGGGGUGAGCGGCCCGGGCGGCAAUGCGAACGAGCAGGAGGGCUGGAGCUUGGAAUCGAGCUCCGGCACGAGCUCGAGCGAUGAGUCGAUCGAGAAUGACGGCGAGGGCGCAGGAGAACAUCCAGAUGGGAUGGAGCGUACGGAGGAGCACGGAGUGGCGCUCGGGGAGCAAGUGGACGAGCAGCAGGCGACGGGGGACGAUGGGGCUGUUGAGAAGCAGGAUGGCGGAGCAGCUGUGCAGGAGGGUGGGGCAGGAGUGCAUCAGCAGGAGGGCGGGGCGGUUGUGCAGGAUUUUGGGACAAGAGUGCAGCAACAGAAGGGCGGGGCGGCUGCGCAGGAGGGUGGGGUCAGAGGGCAGCAGCAGGAGGGCGUGGUGGCUGCGCAAGAGGGUGGGGCAGGAGGGCAAGAGCAGGAGGGCGGGGAGGCUGCGCAGGAGCGAUAG